Molecule: messenger RNA, 1292 nt
Organism: Aaosphaeria arxii CBS 175.79
Lineage: Eukaryota; Fungi; Ascomycota; Dothideomycetes; Pleosporales
Product: alpha/beta-hydrolase
Exons: 2
Coding region: 1-1263 (420 amino acids)
Source: RefSeq, a predicted model, not a curated record
AUGCCUGACGGAAAUUGGAUCCUUGGUGACUUAUUCAAGAAAGACUAUGGACAUGCAGGCAGUAUAGAAAAGCUAUGGGAGAUGAGAUGGAAGUUUCCCUGCACUAAAGGUGUAUAUCCGUUCCAUGAUGGGAAAUAUGAGGAUUUUGAACCUAUCUUCGAUCAUUUGAUGAUCCACAACAUCAAUGACCCAUACUCGGACGACUAUACAAAUGCAUUUCUACCUACAGCAGAUGGACUUGUCAAAGAGGCAGAAUCAAUCAUACAUAAAGACAAAGCGACUGCGCGGCAACUGUAUCUUAAUGCCAACGCCGUGUAUCGACUAGCACGUUUUCCGUACAUUGGAACCGAACUGAAAAAGCAAGUCUUUGAAAAACAGAAGGAAGCCUAUCUCAAAGGCAGUCAGCUAUGGGAUAUUCCUGUCACCGAGAUCGUCGUACCUCACAAGUAUGCCGCCAAUGGCGACGGUACAGAGAUACCGCUCUAUAUUCGCAAGCCUACCGGCAACGGUCCCUUCCCGACCAUUUUGUUGAUCACUGGUCUCGAUGGUCAUCGGCCAGAUAACACAGAAAGAACAGAAGAGCAUUUGAAGCGGGGGUGGGCAACAGUAAUUUGCGACAUUCCAGGAACCACCGUUGAUUGCCCAGCCAACAAAAGAGAUCCCCUCUCUCCUGACCGACUGUUCUCCACGAUUCUAGACUGGAUCUCCACAGAGCCAUCGCUUGACGAAACAAAGAUCAUUGCCUGGGGUUUGAGCGCAGGUGGAUACUACGCAAUCCGCCUGGCACAUACCCAUCGCAACAACCUGAUCGGCUCGGUGGGACACGGCGCCGGUACUCAUCAUUACGUUGGCAGAGAAUGGCUUUCUCAGAUUGCAAAGCACGAAUAUCCCUUCGGCCUGGAACGCGCCUAUGUGACAAAAUACGGCUUUAACGAUUUCGAGGAGAUGAUGGAGAAGUGCCAGGAUGAAUUUUCGCUCGUUUCAGGAAAGGGAGAUGGUGUCGCCGUGGUUGGGAAUGGCACGAAGUCCUGUCGGCUUCUACUGAUAAACGGAGUCCUUGAUGGUUGUAUGCCUAUCGAGGACUCGAUGCUACUUGCAGAGUACGGGAGUCCGAAGGAAAUGCGAUUCAUGCAGCAAAGAUUGCAUAUGGGGUAUCCGGAGGCGAACUCUGUCGUGUAUCCUUGGAUGGAGGAAGUCAUGGCAUCGAAACAGGGUAAGGUGGCUAUGACCAACGGGCAUGGUCAUUCAGCCCAUAAAUCAUAGUCAGCAACUGUCGAGAAGUGGUAAAAAAU